AUGGGUCGCUCUCGAGAGCUCAGUGAAUUCAGGCGUGGUACCGUGAUAGGUUGCCACCUGUGCAAUAAGUCCAUUCGUGAAAUUUCCUUGCUACUAAAUAUUCCACGGUCAACUGUUAGUGGCAUUAUAACAAAGUGGAAGAAACUGGGAACAACAGCAACUCAGCCACGAAGUACGCAUGUGCAGAAGUCGCCAGCUGUCUGCAGAGUCAAUAGUUAGAGACCUCCAAACUUCAUGUGGCCGUCAGAUUAACACAACAACAGAUGCGUAGAGAGCUUCAUG
This is a messenger RNA of Staurois parvus, 282 nucleotides long. The record is from the annotation of a GenBank genome assembly. NCBI's taxonomy places the organism in Eukaryota, Metazoa, Chordata, Amphibia, Anura, Ranidae.